This is a messenger RNA of Eimeria tenella, 384 nucleotides long. Its product is annotated as CMGC kinase, CK2 family, putative. The transcript has 4 exons. Gene Ontology annotation, biological process: protein phosphorylation. The annotation marks the transcript as partial. The record is from RefSeq and is a predicted model, not a curated record. Gene Ontology annotation, cellular component: cytosol; nucleus; protein kinase CK2 complex. Lineage: Eukaryota; Apicomplexa; Conoidasida; Eucoccidiorida; Eimeriidae. Gene Ontology annotation, molecular function: ATP binding; protein serine/threonine kinase activity.
CGCUGCGUCAUCAAAGUUUUGAAACCCGUCAAGAAAAAGAAAAUCCGAAGAGAAAUUAAAAUCCUCCAAAACCUUUUUGGAGGCCCCAACAUCAUUAAACUCCUCGACGUUGUCAAAGACCCUCUCAGCCGCACUCCCGCACUCAUCUUCGAGUAUGUAAACAACGUCGACUUCAAGACUCUCUACCCGACUCUUCAAGACUACGAAAUCCGCUACUAUAUUUACCAAAUCCUGAGGGCUCUGGAUUACUGCCACAGCCAGGGUAUAAUGCACCGCGACGUGAAGCCGCACAACGUCAUGAUAGAUCAUGAGAAGAGGGAAUUGCGUCUGAUCGACUGGGGCUUGGCGGAGUUUUAUCACCCAGGCCACGAAUACAACGUUCGC